UUUACAUGUUCACAUUUGUCUGCUUUUUUGCUUUCUUUCUUUAUUUUAAAUACGUUAUAUCUUUCAACCCUGUUGAAUAGUGGGAGAUACAAAGUGCAGUAACGAAAUGCCGACGCUAGGGGGCAGUAACGUGUUUUCUAAUCCAUCGUAAUGUCAGCUGACCACCGCAGUACAGCAGCUCGGUCAGAAAUGUCAACACUCACUUCCCAUGUUUGUGAUGUGGAGCUGUUAGCCGACAGGUCAACGGUCUCCAUUCUGCAGCUGGCCUUGACCUCUGACCUCCCGAUAGAAGAGUGAAGAUCAGUCCAUUCAUUCUGUGUAAAUGGCACAUUGAUCUUCAGUUCCAGCCCAGACUGAUUUGAUGGGAAUUUGAUGUCCCUGUCGUCAGCAUGGCCUCCACCUCCACCUCCACCUCCAGCUUUGCUCCCCCAAAACUGUCGGACUUCAUCCUCACAGAGCGGCUGGGCAGUGGCACCUAUGCUACAGUCUACAAAGCCUACAGAAAGCAGGGCUGUAGUCGAGAGGUGGUGGCAGUGAAGGUGGUUGGGAAGAAGACUCUGAACAGGGCGUCUACAGAAAACCUGCUCACAGAGAUUGAAAUCCUGAAGACGAUGAGUCACUCUCACAUAGUCCAACUGAAAGACUUUCAGUGGGAUGCUGAGAAUAUUUAUCUGAUCAUGGAGUGGUGUUCUGGUGGAGAUCUAUCCUGCUUCCUACGCAGCCGCAGGAUUUUACCUGAGAGGAUGGCCCGGGGCUUCCUGCAACAGAUUGCCUGUGCCCUCCAGUUUCUUCAUGAGCGGAACAUCUCACACCUGGAUUUGAAACCUCAGAACAUUCUGCUCAGCGGCUCUGUCCUAAAGCUAGCAGAUUUCGGUUUCGCCCAGUACAUGUCACCAUGGGAUGAGCAGAGUGUCCUGAGGGGGUCUCCUCUCUACAUGGCUCCUGAGAUGGUGUGCCGACGCCAGUACGACUCCAGGGUGGACCUCUGGUCCGUCGGGGUUAUUCUCUAUGAGGCUCUGUUUGGGCGAGCACCAUUUGCAUCAAGGUCAUACGCCGAAUUGGAGGAGAAGAUCCGGAGCAACCAACCUAUCGAGCUCCCUCCCGGGGCCAGGGUAUCCAAGGACUGCAGAGACCUUCUGCUGCGGCUGCUGGAGAGAAACCCAGAUGCCAGGAUCACCUUCGCCGAGUUCUUCGCCCACCCUUUUGUGGACAUGGAGCACAUGCCGAGCCCCGAGAGCUUAGUGAAAGCGAAAGCGCUGGUCCUGCAGGCCGUCCAGAAGGACCAUGAGGGGGAGAGGUCCGCCGCUCUGUCGCUUUACUGCAGCGCCCUUGAGCACUUUGUCCCCUCUAUUCACUAUGAGACGGACCGACAACGUAAAGACGCUCUCAGGCAGAAGGUUCGCCAGUAUGUGUCUAGAGCCGAGGAGCUGAAGGCCCUGGUGGCCUCAGACAACAGGCUGAGCUUUGAGGAGGCCCGCACCUCCAGGGACGUCCUCCGAGAAAUGUCUCGAGACAAACCACGGCUGCUGGCUGCUCUGGGGGUGGCCUGCGCUGCCAUUGCUAAGGAGGAGAGCGGAGGGGAUGAUCACGAGGCCCUGGAUGUGUACCAACAGUGUUUAGGAGAGCUUCUGUUGGCGCUCGCAGCCGAGCCCCAGGGCCGCAGGAGGGAGCUCCUCCACAGCGAGAUUAAAAGCCUCAUGACCAGAGCUGAAUACCUCAAAAAGAAUAUCAAGAUGCAGGAGACUCAGCGGGACGCGUCUCUGGACCGAGAACAUCUCGCUGACUCCGUCAGAAGCGCUUGCUGUCUGCAGUAAGCCGGACGGCCACCGUGGGCCUGGACGCCAAAGCGGAGCACGUUGGACACCACCGGGCCUUCACCUGACCAGGUUCCUGCCGGGCCGAACUGAACCUGCCUCACACCUAAACCUUAACCCCCAACGCUGUCUGGGUGGGAUUUAACAGUUGCCAGCCAAAUCUGUUCAAUGUUUCGGUUGUUGCAGGAAGGCUGAGGACUUGUGUUUAUACUUUUCCAAGGAGGGGAAAAAAGUUUUGCUGGCUCGAUGCUGAAAGUAGCUCUUGAGUUUUGUAUUUUGCACACUGGUGAGUGUGAAAGCCAGUCCUCUGCUCUUUACACUGUUUUUUUGUCGCACCGCUUAGCCCUCGAAUCCCUCCUCCCGACGCGCCAUUGAUAUGUAAAUGAUGGACAGCCUGUGUGACAAUGCCGCACUGUCAUGGUAAAAACGAGUCAAACAGAGGCUGUUGCAUUUACUGUCGCGCGAGGAAAAAGAAAAACCUCAGUAUUUGGGGGGCGCACCGGAGACACUGAAAACCUGCAAGACGUAAUGAAAUGUAAACUGUAGCGUUAAGAGAGGCAGCGUGUCAGUUCUGGACCGUCGCGCUAAGUAUAUUAUACGGAGGCCUGCGCAAACAUGCACAUACUCCCUCGCCCUCCCUUCCCCGCUGCCUUUGCUGUGGGUGGACCACAGGCUCACCAUGCUCUCCCCGCUGAUGGAGCCCUCUCCACCACGACGAGGGGAAACUGGAGAGGUGCGGCCUCUGCCUUAUUUACAUUGGACUCGCAUUUUCUUAGGUUUGGCACCGGCCGGGUAUGUGAGGGAUCCGGCGGGUUGCAAAGUCUUCGUAACUAGGCCUCUGUGAAAAAUCGUUUCGAAAAAGAAGAAAAAACCCUUCACAUUCACUCUUGUAGGUCUUCACACACUGUUUUGAUUUGAGACGAGUUAAAAGUGCUUGAAUACCUAAAAGGGAACUUUAUUCUGUGGCCGCAGGAACGAGAGUCAAAAGGAGGAACGUUUAAAUAUGUCUUCUGGCGAGAUUUCCAGAGCACUGUUAUUUUUGUUUUGUUAUUAUUUGAGUGUUUACACAGCUGUGAUUUUAUACCGUAUGUAUUUAUUAAAUGAGAAACUCGACGAGAAAAUAAAACCUCCAACGCCUCUCUAAAGUCAGCAGCAGCGUCCUGUUGUCGAGGCUCGUCUUCCAGGACCGAUGGAAAGAGUUGUGUGCCGCCGUGGGAGCAGCGCCGCCGUCAUCCUCUGGAAGGCCGCUCUCUGUAGGAACAGCUGGCUCCCGUCCACAGGGGGGAGGAUAGAGGAAGGCCAAGUAGGGACAUUUGAUAAUUAUAUGAUUCAUUUAGAAGUUCUGCAAAACUGUGGAAACUGAUUUUGAAAAAUUCACAGAUGUCAACAGGCUGUGGAAAUUACACGAAGAACACAUGACAAGUCCACCGUCUUUAAUGUCGCUCGUCUCCUCUGAACAUUCCAGCCGUGUCUACAGCGCUGCGGCAGUUGCACUUCUCACUCCCGGUUGCUCAUACUGUUACACUUCUUUUCCAGAGAAGAGGAAAGUAACCCUAAGAAUGGAAAUCCAUUUUAGAAAGAUGGAGAACCACCAAUAGUCAUAAUAAUACAAAGUCUAAAGUUUGCAUUUUGAGGUGCACUCAGUUUACUAGUCGUGGUCACUCAGCCAGUGAAAUAAGGUUUCCUGUUUCUCCUGAUCCGAUGUGAGGUCCCGGAAUAGAAGAUGUUGAGUACAGACUGUAGCCCUCUGAGGCUAAUUUGUGAUUUUAGGCUGUACUAAAUAAAGGUCAUUUAAUUGAA
Messenger RNA from Pseudoliparis swirei, 3614 nucleotides. RefSeq names its product unc-51 like kinase 3 (gene ulk3). Gene Ontology annotation, molecular function: protein serine/threonine kinase activity; ATP binding. The coding region runs from base 390 to 1814 and encodes 474 amino acids. Gene Ontology annotation, cellular component: cytoplasm; autophagosome. The transcript is spliced from 17 exons. NCBI's taxonomy places the organism in Eukaryota, Metazoa, Chordata, Actinopteri, Perciformes, Liparidae. Gene Ontology annotation, biological process: autophagy; autophagosome organization; peptidyl-serine phosphorylation. The record is from RefSeq and is a predicted model, not a curated record.